Mercenaria mercenaria is the source of this 5154-nucleotide messenger RNA. RefSeq lists its product as uncharacterized. Lineage: Eukaryota; Metazoa; Mollusca; Bivalvia; Venerida; Veneridae. Gene Ontology annotation, biological process: carbohydrate metabolic process. The transcript has a single exon. The coding region runs from base 316 to 2733 and encodes 805 amino acids. Gene Ontology annotation, molecular function: hydrolase activity, acting on carbon-nitrogen (but not peptide) bonds. The record is from RefSeq and is a predicted model, not a curated record.
GUUAACUGUUUUUGGUGGUGUGUGAUGAAGUCAGUUACCACGCGCACACGUAACCAGACGCGACAAUUUUGGAGAAAGUGGUAAAGUCGUCUGCUUGCGACUUUGCAGAAGUUCCCAAAAUUUGUUGGUUGCUUAACCUGUUUAGUAUUGUAAAGAAUGGAUUUAUAAUAAAUAGUUCUGACAACCAUACAGUGAUUUACAGCGGAAAAUAGGGAAGUGUGUGUGUGUGUGUGUGUGUAGUGACUAAAAUAAAUAGCUGGAGAUAAAAUAUGAAUUAUAGAAUCUUACAUUAAUCUCCUUCUCCUGUUUUCAACAAUGAUUAUGGGAUUUAAAUUGUGGACUAUUUUAAGCGUUCUGCUGUGCUUGACAGAUUUGGCGUGUGUGAUAUCAAAGAGUCCUUCAGCGUGUCAGCAAUGUUUACAAAGUUCUAAGUGUCAACCUCCGGACUGCUUCUGUUGCCGAGACGAGCUUAAAAUACCGAAUAUGACACUUUCUCAAAUACCUCAAAUUGUAUUUUUCACUUUCGAUGAUGCCGUAACAGACCAAGUGUCCGGAUUUUAUAAUCAACUAUUUCACAGGUCGCGGAAAAAUCCUAACGGUUGCCCAAUAUCAAUGACGUUAUUUAUUUCGCACGAUAAUACAAAAUAUAGACUGGUAGCCGAAUUUUACAGAAAAGGAAUGGAAAUAGCCUCGCACAGUGUCACACACAACACGAUGAACGGUACAAACUUCUUCCAGGAAGCAAAGGCUCAGAAGGAAAAUUUAGCAAAGCUAGCAGACAUUCCUGUGCACGAAAUCACCGGCUGGCGAAGCCCUUUCCUUAAACCUACGGGCGAUCUUCAACCAGAUGCCCUGAAGAAACUUGGUUACAACUACGACGCAACACUUACAUUUAGCAAAAGAAGCUUUCGAGAAAAGCCACCAGGUCCGUUUACUUUAGAUUUUGGCUAUCCAUACGAGUGUCAGGUAAAACCCUGCCCGAAGCACAAACAUCCAGGAUUUUGGGAAGUGCCAGUGGUGUCUUUGUUAGAUUACAAACAGGCUUAUGAUUGCGUUUAUGUUGAUGGAUGUAUGAAUGCUCCACCUGAUGAAGAUACUGCGUACCAGUUUUUAUGGGAAAAUUUUCAUAAUUAUUACACAACAACAAGAAUGCCUUUUGGAAUAAAUAUGCAUCCAUCCUGGUUUUUCUACCCAGAUCGUCUUAAAGCAAUGGAUCGAUUUAUACAAAAACUAGCGUCUUUAAAUGAUGUAUAUAUAAUAAGUGCUAACAGGAUGCUUGAAUGGCUGAAAAGACCAACACCUCUUCAAGAUCUUCAUUCAUUCACCCCGUGGGCUUGUGACGGAAGUGAAAAGUCGUUUCAGACAGGCCCACGACUCGUGAAAACAAAUCUACCUCCUCCACCUCCACCAAGAUCUUUCAUUUCGUGGACAAAUAGUCCUCCAGUGACAAAUUAUACCCCUGCUCCUCCCGCACGCAGACGAACUGUUACAAAAAUGAGACUCUUUACACCAGCUUUUCAUAAGAAUGAGUCAACGCGAUUCAAUCCGACGCAGGAAAGGAAGAAUUUAUUUACGCUAGACCUAUCUAACACCAGAAGACGCCAACCAUUUCCACAGAGAAAUACUAACUGGAGGCAAAGACAAGCAUUAAACUCUAACCUUGUCCCUCGCAGUCCCGUUGUUCGACUUCGUACCAGGCGACCUGAAAUGCGCACACGCCUACCGGAUAUACCUCCACCAAUAAUACCACGAUUAACUCAGCAGGAGCGACUCGACCAGCACGAAAAGCAUAUGACACGCAGACGACUUUUGGAAGAGCAAAAGCGCCAGAAAGAGAUCGUAGAACAACGACAAAUACAGCAACGCCACCAAGAACUUUUAGAACAACAAAGACAGCAAGAAUUAGCAGAAAAGCAACGCCAUGAAGCUAUGCGUCAACAAAAUGAGAACACAAAUCAACCGAGAAUUUUAUGGAAACCUUCGGCAAUAUCGGCUGAUGCCUCACAAGAUUCCGCUCGUCCUGCAAACAAUAGACGCACGUGGAAGCCUAAAAUUCACCAAGAAACCGUUAAGGUUUGGCCACUUCUAGGUCAAUCAUUUGCAGGUUCGCAGAAUCGUAUACAAGACCGACCAAGGGCUUCGCGUAAUAGACAACGUGAUCGGUUCAACACACGGCAAUUUAUUGUACCAGAUAUACAACGGUCAACAAAUGCCAGAUUUGCGGAAGUCACACCGUCUGCAGUACCAGCACCGAGACGAAAUAUAAACAGGUUUACCGAGUCACCCCGCCAUGUAUGGUAUGCUGAUAUGAGGUCCAGAUUUGGACCAAUCACGAAUGGUCCACGCUUUAGCCGCGGAGGAUCAAACCGUAGACCCGGCUUCGUAGGAACAACACCUAGGCCUAGAAACUCCGGUAGUUCUUCGCAGCGACAACGCCGUAUUCAACCGCAGGAGCUUUCAAAUGAUUCUGUCAUCAGGCGGCGUGAGCGGGAGGAACGGAUUCGCCAACAACAGUCUAGAGAUCGUAGGGGCAGGCGUUUAACAAAUACUUUAACAAACAGUAUAAGUAAUGACUUGAAUAGAGACAUACCUUCAUUAACUAUACGGGACAGAACGGUUAACGAUAUACCACCACCUAGUCGUAGUAUUUAUACCAGAAACCUACUUCAUCCCACGGUCGCCCAACAAUUAGCAUGGAACAGUUUUAUCAGGCAAAUGCUUGGACCUCAUUGAAGAUAAUCCGAAUAGCAAAACUGUUAAUACCUAAAAAUCCAACCACGAACGUAUAAAAUAGUGUUAAUAUUAAAUCAGUUAAGAGUGCUUCUGCAGAACAAUGAGACACAAAUGAUGAUAAAAAGAUAAGAAAACCGCUGCCUCUUGACUGUCCUUCGUCAAUCGUUCCCGACGAGGCUGCAGUACAAAAAAAAGAAACCUAACAAACUUUCAUAUGUUCAAAGGAAAUACUAGAUGAAAUACUGAACUAACACAAAUAACAGAACAUGAAUGCUCCAGUUUAACAAAAGAAAUGUUGAGUCGAGAUAUUUCUGUAAAUUAUUACACAUAAACAUUCUUACGGAAUAUAAAAUCAUCAGCGUAAUAUGAGCUGUGAGGUACUAAAAUCGUGAAUGUGGGAUUUUCAGGAAAUCAAUGUUUUAUUCGGGGCAAAACCUACGGUAUAUUUUAAUAUAUAUAGCGAAGCUGAUGAAAUAUUGUGUAAUUUUCUUCACAGGAAUAUGACUUAUGUACGUAUGAAAGUAAAUCAGUUUCGCAAGUCAUAUCUAGGUGUGCACAGUUUUUAGUAAGAAGUUGAACCACUAUUGUGACUACAGUAAUAAAAAGAUACUUUCCCUAACAAUACCUUACGAGUUUAUUGCGGUGAUUGUGACGUUAAUUGACAAAAAGGACGCAGAAUUACAGGAAAGAAGAUGAUAAAUCAAAAGCCGACAUAUUAAUGGACACUUUCUAGCUUAACUCCACUUUUGAUGAAUUAUGAAGCAAUAAUAUGUUUGGAUGUGGACAUUUUUAAAAGACGUUUUUGUUAAAGAGACUUAGCUCUAAUAGUAUGCCUUUUGUAUAUAAAAAUGAAAAAUACGAAGUACUUACUAACUUCGCGCUGCUUUUGAAAUUAACAAACUUUUGUGAGCCGUCACAUAAAAAGGGACAGCCUGUUGUAAAUCAUAAACGAGCGGACGCCGUACAGCAACUUGGCAUUGUGUCGAUUUGCAUUUAUGAACUUAUUUUACUUGACGGCGAACAUUCUAUUUUAUAUUAUGAGUAGUUUUAGCUGUUUGUUAAGUGAUAAAUACUAUGCGCAGUUAAGCUAACAUAAACACAGAGAUUAGUUCUUAAUAUUCGAGGGAACCAUACAUACUUUAUUUCUUUCAACAUAUGUUUGCAGAAUUGUCAAAAUUGCCGUCUCUGAAUGCCUUGAAGAGCGACUGGUAAAUAAACAUUGUUUGCGCUGUAUUGAAAUGAAAAUAAAUCUUAAAUGUUUACUAAUUAAUUACUAAACGUUUUGCCAUAAAAUGUGUUAAUCUAAUGCGCGGUUAAUUCAAAUUCAUUAAAAUGCGAUUACGGAAGCAAAGGCGAAUUCGAUUUGCAUCAAUCCAGAAUCUAAACUAAGCAUUUCCCGAUAUCUUAUGCAGGUCAUUGACAAUUGUUACAUUGAUCAUAUGUUUUUUGUUUAUAUAUAAUAUUAUUUAUUCUAUGGGUCACAUUGACUUUUAAAUAUUUUAAUAUAAUUUAUGCUUUGGGUCACAUUGACUUUUAAGUGUUUCACCACAUGCUAUUGUCUAUAUUUUCUUGUUUGAAAUUUUAAUGCCAGUAGCAAAGGCCCGGGAGGUAUAUAGUGUUUGAACCGUCCGUCUUCCGUCCGUCCAAGCAAACGAGAGGACAUUUUGUGGGUACUGAGGACAAUAGGUAAUGGUAUAUUUUUUUCAUUCUGUACUGCUUAUAGGGUACUUUCUGUCGCUUGUUGGGUACUUUGUAAUAAAAGAAAUUCCCAACAAAUAUUCGUUAGUAAGAAAGUCCGCCCGUCAGUCCAUCACACUUUCUUGUGUUCUAAACUCCUCCUACAGUUUCCAAACAGUUGAAUGGAACUUGGUUUAUAUUAUCAACAUGAAGUGGACAUGUGCAUAUUUUUGGAACUUUCAUGUCUGAGUGUUUUUUCCUGAAGUUUUGGGCCUUUUUGAACUUUGAAAUCAUUACAACUAUAUCAGAACAUUGUACACUCAUCUCCUGCAACAGUUUCUAUUCAACUGAAAUGAAACUUGGUAAACAUCAGCACAAUGAUGCGGGCAAGCAAAUAUCAUUGUGAUGUUAAAGUCAGAUUGUUUUUUUUUCCGGAGCUAUGGCUCUGUUGUUAACUUUAUUUUUUAUUGUAUAGGGCAUUUUCAGGGGACAUGUGUCAUAGAAGGUUGACAUCAUUCUUGUUCUGUCAUCAUUUCAUAAAGAAUUCGUUACAAUUUUCAAAGAAGUAGUUCGUUGGAACGCUACAAUUUAAGUUGGUUUUUUUUUCAAAUUUAUGUUAUUACAUGUAUGGAUGGGUUAUAGCGUUUGUUAAAAAUUUGAAUCGUUUUAACUUCAUUUUAUGCACUUUAAGUAAAGUUACUUUGUAAACAGUUUCAUAGAAACCUAUUUAAAUGUUAAGUAUUA